Monoraphidium neglectum is the source of this 336-nucleotide messenger RNA. RefSeq lists its product as hypothetical. The coding region runs from base 1 to 336 and encodes 111 amino acids. The record is from RefSeq and is a predicted model, not a curated record. The transcript has 2 exons. Lineage: Eukaryota; Viridiplantae; Chlorophyta; Chlorophyceae; Sphaeropleales; Selenastraceae.
AUGGGCGCCGGCGGCGCGGCCGGCCAUCCCUCCAUGCUGAACUGUCUCCAGAGGCUCGAGCUGAUGCGUGGCGCCGGCGCUGAGCAGUACCCGCUGCUGAGCAGCUUCCUUAGCCCCGAAGGCGGACCCCAGCCAGAGGGCAGUCUCCACAGCAGCGCCGGCGCCGGCGCCGGCGUGUGCGUGCCGGGCGGCGGCGAGGGGCCGCCGUCCGCAGGCGACAGCGGCGGAGACUUUGAAGGGAGCGCCGGCGACGGCGGCGGCGACGUGCGCGGGACGCCGGCGAGCGGCGCCCGCGGCGGCGCCGUCGACACCGGCUCGCUCCCGGACGAGCUGUAG